Molecule: messenger RNA, 1293 nt
Organism: Echinostoma caproni
Lineage: Eukaryota; Metazoa; Platyhelminthes; Trematoda; Plagiorchiida; Echinostomatidae
Source: the annotation of a GenBank genome assembly
AUGAUAUCCGCUCACCAGCUCCCUUUGGCUCUAGACGAAGAUACUUUCCCAAUGCGUCAAGACGAGGCUACCUUGAGCACGGAACACUCUUCGACCGAUCUGCUGGGACUUAUUCACGAGCAAGCCUUCGAAAUAAAAGAGCUCAAAGCUAGGCUGAGUAUAUUCGGCGACCAGCUAGCCAACUUACAAGCUCUUCUCCUAACUUCAGUCCCAACAACCAGUGCUGCGAAUACGGCUCUUAAGCUUUCGCAGCAAGAAAUACUCGACGCAGCUAAAAAGCUCAGGGCUAGCGAACAAUGUGCCAAGCGGGUUAUUUUCUGGAAGCGGUUCUCUAUGUCUGACACUUUAGAAAGUAUAUGUAAGCAUAUAUGCAGCCUUCUACAACCGCUUAAAUUCAAACCCCUUAGCUGUACCUGGCUAACCGCCAAAGGUUCACCCAGACGUCUCGGCCUUCUUGUCGACAUGGGGUCUUCCAAGCUUGCCACUGAUGUUCUCAUCGAAGCUCCCACCCUUAAACGCUCCUGGUUAGGUUUAAGAGGUGUCUCCAUAGAUAAACCACUGCAUGUGAGACUUUCACAGCCCAAACUAAAAGGUCCAAAAGUUGAUCCUAGAGACGCCGAACUGUUGAGAAGCGCCUUCGUCUCAGCAGUUCGGUUGGACUCAAAGGUUCUUAAGUCUCAACCCUCUUCCCCGGACCCCAUACCCUUAGACGAGACCGUCGUCUGCCUUAAACCAAUGGCGGCCAGCUCAACAAACAACAGUUUUAUGGAACAGAAUCAGAUUUCAACCGAGGCAUCUGGGAACCAGAAGCAAAAGAAGCUGAAAAUUAAAAAACCGACGAAACCCACUCCGGCCCGCAAACUAGCCCCACCUGACACUAGAAGAGGGCUACUCGGGGAGCCUCCCAGCAUUAUUCAGGUGCGCCUGGACACACUACGAAAGUUGCCGGUGGCCAAUAUAGGACCAACGCUUCACUCAGCGAAUGGUUGUUCCUGCGGCGUACCAUCCCAGCUCGAGAACGGCAACAACAGAGAAAUUUUUCGGACGAAGGGAGCGAUAGGUCGCCCGCCAGAGAGGCUGAUAAAGAAAAUCUCACCGAUGGUGAGAUACCCUUCCAAGACAGCCCCCCGACCAACGUACGCUCAAACCGUACGUCGACAACCUCUAAUAUCGCCUCCGACUGCUCAACCGAUCCCGCCUUUCUCCCUAACGGACUCAAGGACUUUGAUGGACGCAUUCUUAAAUGCAUUUCUAGCAACUGUCUUAGUCUCCCAAACAAAGUUCUCGAACUAA